AUGAGUUACACAGCAGGCCUUCUGUCAUAUUCCUAUCCCUCCUUGAUAUCAAAUAAUCUCUCCACACCACUCGAAUUCUAUGAACCAUCGUUGCCGUAUCAAUUUUUAUCAAAUAACAAUACAAAUGUAAUAUCAAGUCAAGAUUUAUUUCAUAAACCUAUCGGUGGCUAUCAGCCGUAUAGAAUGACAGAUUAUGCGGGAGUAUCAAGUCCAUUGGACAUAUAUCAUUCGCCAAAUUCUAAUUCAACAAAAAUUAAUCAAAGCUCAUUUAGUCCACUAAAUGAUAUCUCAGAGUAUUCGGAAAGUUUAGCAACGGCCUCGAAUACAGCAUCAAGUGUUGCUCGUUCUAUUGUCAAUGAUCCUUUAAUGUUGAGAACAACAUAUCAACAUCCUAAUCGUGCCAAGCUCGAACCAUAUCUCGGCUCUGUCUGGGAACAUACACAAGAUCAUGUAAAUGUAAAAAAAACAGGAGUUGAACCACAUGCCUCCACAAACAUGCGUAAUCCUCAAAAACGUGCAACAGAAAAGAACUUAUCGAAUGUAAAAGCAAAGAUGAAUAAAAAACCAUUUGAAACGAAAGUUUCUCAUACUAUACAAGCAAACCAUGCUGAACCACAUCUGAUACACACGAAAGACUCAUUUAAUGCAACCCAAUUACCAGGAUCAUUGGGACUCCAGCAACAUAAAUCAAUAAAUCCGAAACACCAUCAACUCAAUCGAAAUCAAACUAUUACAGAUCUACCAGAUAGUACAGAAACGGUUCAAGCAUGGCUCAGUGAAAGUCAACUGAAACACGGCAAAGAAAAUGAUGAAAAUGAAGAAGAUGUAAAGAAAAAUGAUUCAUCAUCUCCACAAGACCUAGAUGAUACUCUCAAAAAUGAUAAUGAUAGUUACACAAAACAAGUUAACAAAGCAAAUAUGAUAAACAGCAAAAUCGGUGAUGAACAUACAAGUCAUGACGCUGAACAUGUUUGGUCUGUUAAAACUGAUCAAUUGCAUACAAUGUAUACGAAUCGCGAGAAAAAUAAACCAAAAUCAAUAAAUAGACAAUCGGUACCACUGCCACGAAAAAUAAGUACCAAUCAUGCAACUAAGUCAGAUCAUACCAGUCAUACUGUACGAGAUAAUGCUGUUUCAUUCAAUAUGAAAAAUGACUCAUAUUUUGAUUCAUUGUUUGAUGGUGUGUUUUUUCGUAAAGAUCUACCAUUCAAUCGAAAUAGAUUAGUACAACCACUUUCAACGUCAUUGAAUAAGCCAACUAUAUCAAAAAGUGUUCUGAAACAAACCAGUCAAAAACAAUUAAAGCCAACAAAAUAUGAACCACCGUCAUCCAAACGAAUCAAUAAUACCUUAAUUACAACAUCAUCAUGGAGAAAACAGGUUUGUAAAAUACAUCUCUACCACGUUUUGCCGAAUUCUCUGUUACCAUUUUAUAUGCAAAAUGAAGUUAUUUAUCGAGACUAUUUAAACAAAGAUACGGACGAAAGAUAUCGCGAAGCUUUACAAGCACUUAGAGCAGAGAAAAAGAAAGAACAAAGCCAAGUAAAUGAAACUGCUACAAAGCGAAUGAAUUAUGGUAAUUAUGUUCGAAAUUCGACAAAAGAUGCUCUUUUAAAUAAUGCAGUUACUCCUCGCCAUUGGACAGACUUUAUGGAUGUUAAAAAAGGCAAUGUUUAUGAAUUAAGCAAGGAAGAAAAGAAAGAACUAUAUCAACAAUCUAAAUCUUACGGUGAAAGAAUUCGAAACCGUAAUUUUGCCAUUCAUUAUGCUGAAGAAGCAUCAAGAUUAUACCCAUCAACAUUUCGGCCAUCGAUUCAAGUAAACAACAACGAAAUACAGAAUAUUCUCGAAUCUGAACUUCCACAACGUCAACGAUCAAAACCACGACCAUCCCAUCCAGAUACAUUCAGUCGCACAUCACGCAUAUUAAAACGUCCAAAUUCCGUAUCAACAACAAAAACUAGUCGAACAAUUAAAACAUUAACGUUUGAAAACAUUGUAAAAAACAAAUCAAAACAAAAACAAUUGAAAUCAAACCGCAGUAGUCUAACAUCGUAUUCAAGAAAUCAUUUAUCGGAUCAGUCCAUGCUACAUCCAUCUGACGAAGAAAAUGAGGGAAUGUCUAAUUUUUAUAGUAAUAAACAAUUUUUUAGAAAAAAAUUAUAUACGCACGGCAGUAAACGAAAUACACACGCAAAUUCUAAUCUAAGUCAAAUGAAAAGUACAAAAGCAUCGGAAGAAGAAUAUCGAAAAAUGAGACAAUCGUGUUAUUCAUACUCAAAAAGAAGGCGAUGA
Messenger RNA from Didymodactylos carnosus, 2295 nucleotides. NCBI's taxonomy places the organism in Eukaryota, Metazoa, Rotifera, Eurotatoria, Philodinida, Philodinidae. The record is from the annotation of a GenBank genome assembly.